UCCAGCCCGCUGCCGCCCGCGCCCUCGAGCCCGCUGCCGCCUCCCUCGCCGCCCAGCAUUCCCCGCCCGCCUCGUCGCCCCAAAUCACCACCACCCAACCCCCUGCCGCCAAACGUGCCUCCAGAGUCCCCGAACCCCCCACCUUCCCCCAGUCCGCCCCCGCCGACCUUGCCCAAUGUGCCGGGCCUGCCGCCGCUUGCACCAUCACCACCUCCACCGCCCAGCCCCUCUCCCCCGCCUCCGUCGCCUCCCCCCAGUCCACCCCCGCUUCCCCCUGGCUUGGCGGAGGUCCAGGAGCACCUUACGAUUCUUCCUUCUACCGCUGCUAUCGAGAAGGCCGGUGGCGUUGACGCCUACGUUAAUAACAGCAAGCAGAUUAUUGCUGAGGCAUAUGGCACCACGCCGGACCACAUCGUCGCCAUGUACGACAGCAAGACCGCUCGCCGCCGCAGCCUGGUGGACCUGGACAUCGCAACCGCCAACCGCCUGACCCAGCUCAAGACCCAGCUGCAGCUGCGGGACACCUACAUCGUCAGCACAAUGCCGUACGACCUGGAGAGAGAAGUGCAGGCCAGGAUGGACGAGCCGGCAGCGCUUGAUCAGUACCGGCGCGAGCUGCAAUCCUCUGAUGGUGUGCCUGCCAUCGCCUUCCUGGUCCGCCUGACCAUUGAGGUGCCGCUGCCGCCCUCGCCGCCACCUCGCCCACCGGCCAGCCCUGGCAUGACAGCGCCUCCGGACACGCCCGAUUAUCCACCACCCCGGCCCAACAUCCCGCCACGGCCGCCUCCAGUUAACCUUACUGCUCUGGCUGCUGCAACAGAGGCUGACAGCGUUUUGGACCACUUCCUGCCUCCACCUUCGCCGCCGCCACCAGUUCCUCCCAGCCCGCCAGAUCUGCCCCCGUCUCCGCCUCCCUCGCCUCGGCCCCCCCGGCCCCCUCGCCCGCCGGGCCCACCAGUCCCACCCUCGCCACCGCCACCACCGCCUCCCUCACCACGCCCGCCACGCCCGCCACCGCCGCCUGGUGCGCCUUUGGAGCCGGAUGUGCCGCCCCUGCCGCCCCCGCCGUCCAGCCCGCUGCCGCCCCCGCCGUCCAGCCCACAGCCACCCCCGCCGUCCAGCCCGCUGCCGCCCCCGCCGUCCAGCCCGCUGCCGCCCCCGCCGUCCAGCCCGCUGCCGCCCCCGCCGUCCAGCCCACAGACACCCCCGCCGUCCAGCCCGCUGCCGCCCCCACCGUCCAGCCCGCUGCCGCCCCCACCGUCCAGCCCGCUGCCGCCCCCGCCGUCCAGCCCGCUGCCGCCCCCGCCGUCCAGCCCGCUGCCGCCCCCGCCCUCCAGCCCGCUGCCGCCCCCGCCGUCCAGCCCGCUGCCGCCCCCACCGUCCAGCCCGCUGCCACCCCCGCCCUCCAGCCCGCUGCCGCCCCCGCCGUCCAGCCCGCUGCCGCCCCCGCCCUCCAGCCCGCUGCCGCCCCCGCCGUCCAGCCCGCUGCCGCCCCCGCCGUCCAGCCCGCUGCCACCCCCGCCGUCCAGCCCGCUGCCACCCCCGCCGUCCAGCCCGCUGCCGCCCCCACCGUCCAGCCCGCUGCCGCCCCCACCGUCCAGCCCGCUGCCCCUCCCGCC
This is a messenger RNA of Astrephomene gubernaculifera, 1619 nucleotides long. The record is from the annotation of a GenBank genome assembly. Lineage: Eukaryota; Viridiplantae; Chlorophyta; Chlorophyceae; Chlamydomonadales; Astrephomenaceae.